Nymphaea colorata (pocket water lily) is the source of this 1290-nucleotide messenger RNA. RefSeq lists its product as uncharacterized. NCBI's taxonomy places the organism in Eukaryota, Viridiplantae, Streptophyta, Magnoliopsida, Nymphaeales, Nymphaeaceae. The record is from RefSeq and is a predicted model, not a curated record. The coding region runs from base 355 to 1113 and encodes 252 amino acids. The transcript is spliced from 7 exons.
UCAGCGGAGGAAUGAAAAGGACGGUCGUAGCCGGCGUCCCUGACCCAACAGGGCUCUCUCCUUCCUCCGUCCUGCCAUCGAAUCUGAGGGCGGAGGGAAUAUGCGGGGGGAAGCCUGAGACGAGUACAUCUGGGAAGGACGCUGGAAUAUGCGGCCUAGCUCGCCCAUAUUCCUCCCGAAUCCCUUCCCAUAAAUAGUUCCCCACUCACCAGAAAUCGCCCAUUAGUCUUCCUGGUUGGUGCUGUUUUGUUCGGUGCUCUCUCUUUCUUUUCUCCCAUUUUGGUUGCCUCUUGUUCUCUUCAUCGGCAAGGGAAACGGCACACGGCAAGCACCCCAGGAACCUUCUCUCAGAAUAUGCAGCUUAUGGAUUCUGAGAGAAAACAGUCUUCUGUUAAAGCUUUCGAGGGGAUACAUGGAGUGCAGUUAGUUCCACGUUGGCCAUUCAUGAUACAGGAGAUACCUCAAGAUGUUAACUUCAGCAGUAGCUGCAAACAUGAUGAUACCACCACUGCCAAUCACAAAAUAUUGAUGCAGAGAAUAUGGCAGAUGCGACCACCUUCCUUAACACCAAUUCACUGUAGCCAUCAAGGUGAUCGUUGUGUGGCAGAAACCAUUGCUAAUGUUCUAACAUCAUUGCCUUUCAUUUUUCUUGGAUUCCAAGCCCCUAGGAGGAAUUUGACUAGUACACUUUAUGCUAAUUCAUUAAUUGGUGUUGGAGUGGCUUCAAGUUUGUACCACUCCUCAAGAGGAAAAGCUCGAAAAUAUUUGAGAUGGGCUGAUUACACGAUGAUAGCAACUGCAACUGUUUGUCUCUCAAGAGCAUUGAGGAACGAAAAUCCCAGAUUUCUUAUGGCAGCUUCUGCAUUAUGCCUUCCAUUCCAGCCUUUAAUUGUUUCAGCUGUGCACACUGGUAUGAUGGAGGUUGCAUUUGCAAGGAGAGCAUCCACGAAACCAGAGCUGCGGACGGCUCACAGUUUGCAUACGUUAUCAUCUGCUUUGGGUGGUGCACUCUUCAUAGCAGAUGACCUUUUCCCUGAAACUCCUUACCUUCAUGCGGCUUGGCAUCUUGCAGCGGCUAUUGGUGUCGGGACCUGUAAUAAGUUGCUUGAAUGAUCUUUGGAGAUCGAACGUUCAUCUGUAUUAUAUUAUAUCCCAAUUAGCAAUUCUUCUUCAUUCUUGGUUCACACCAUGUGAUCCCUAAACAUAAGCAGUCAAAAGAAAGCUGUACGAAUUUCACUAAGUUGCCUGAAUGAUCUUUGUAAAUUGAAAGUUCAUCUGUAUUAUAUUAUA